CCACUGCGUCUAAACCCGAGGCAAUGCGUGAGCUCGCGAGCGUAAUCUUUGGAAGGUGGAGCUUGUUGACCUUUAAUCACUUGGAGGGCAUUCAAUGUUUCAAUUUCAUAUCAAAGUAUAAAAUCACCGGUUUCAGGACUUUGUCUAGUCGCUAAAAAGUACAUUGCAGCUGCAGCAUGGGCCGAAAAUUCGUAGUUGGGGGCAACUGGAAGAUGAACGGAGACAAAAAACAAAUCUCCGAAAUCAUCAACACCCUAAAAACCGGCCCCUUGAACCCCAACACCGAAGUCAUCGUGGGAGUCCCCGCAAUUUACUUGGAACAUGUGCGAACAAACCUACCCCAAAGUAUUGAAGUGGCCGCCCAAAACUGCUAUAAAGUUCCUAAAGGCGCCUUCACCGGCGAGAUUUCCCCCGCGAUGAUCAAAGACAUUGGCGUGAAUUGGGUGAUUCUGGGGCACUCAGAGCGUCGCCAGAUUUUUGGCGAAACUGACGAACUUAUCGCCGAAAAAGUGGCUCAUGCCUUGGAGGCUGGCCUGAAAGUUAUCGCCUGCAUUGGGGAGACUUUGGAGGAACGGGAAGGGGGCAAGACUGAGGAGGUUGUCUUCAGACAGACUAAGGCUAUUGCUGGGAAAAUAAAAGACUGGUCAAAUGUUGUCGUUGCUUAUGAGCCGGUGUGGGCCAUAGGUACGGGAAAAACUGCCACUCCUCAGCAAGCACAAGAAGUGCACAAGGCUUUGAGACAAUGGUUUUGCACAAACGUUAACGCGGACGUUGGAAAUAGUAUCAGAAUUCAAUACGGGGGCUCCGUAACUGGGGCCAACUGCAAAGAAUUGGCUGCCCAACCUGAUAUUGACGGAUUUUUAGUAGGGGGUGCGUCCCUCAAACCCGAAUUCGUGAACAUUGUAAACGCAAAGCAAUAAUUUUGUAAUUAAUUAUUCGUGUAAGGGAGUAAUAAAAGACUUGAGCCGUU
This is a messenger RNA of Tribolium castaneum (red flour beetle), 970 nucleotides long. It is a transcript of the gene Tpi, whose product is annotated as Triose phosphate isomerase. The transcript has 3 exons. Gene Ontology annotation, cellular component: cytosol. Bases 177 to 920 code for a protein of 247 amino acids. Lineage: Eukaryota; Metazoa; Arthropoda; Insecta; Coleoptera; Tenebrionidae. The record is from RefSeq and is a predicted model, not a curated record. Gene Ontology annotation, molecular function: triose-phosphate isomerase activity. Gene Ontology annotation, biological process: glyceraldehyde-3-phosphate biosynthetic process; gluconeogenesis; glycerol catabolic process.